UUCAAAUUUUGAAAAUAAAAACAAACAUGGCGUCCUUGCGAUGCGAUGUAAACAAACGUGAAACCACAAAAUAGUUUAGGCUAAUCUCAAACAACUGCAUAUUCGAAUGCAGGAAGGGUUUCGUACUUAGAAUACUUAGUUAUAUUCAAAUGUGAAAGUGGUUCAAAACAUAUACGGGAGUUUUUUUUUACGAGAUUUGAAGCAGAACUCGCUGUUUACAAGUUGCCUGGUAACUCGAUUAUCAAUCUUCAGUUUGUACAAAACAGUUGAAGGUUAUAUGAAGUCAAGGUGCUCAUCUAUUGUAGUCGCUUAAGUUGUGAAGUUUAAUUUUUUAAAUACAGUGUAAACAUCUAUAAUUUAAAAAAUACAGAGCACGGAUUUUGGGUAUUGUAUGUAAUGGAUAUUUACUCAAGCAGUCAUGCAGGGAUGACAGUUUAAUCACUAUUCAAGAGAUAUCAACUGUAGCGAAGAAGUCAAAGAAAUACUAUCUGAACUUUUAGGAAUCUUAUACAUUCAAUUAACACCUGGUUUAAAAAAGAAUCUAAGAAGAGCAUACUUGUUCAUGAUUUAAUAUAAGCAUCAUAAUGUGGGAUAACUCACAUCACUAAACAUUUAUAUAAAGCCUUCUAUGAACUGAACUAUGGCAUUUAUGGAUCUAUCAGUCAAGGGAAAAGCGAGUCCAAGACAUGAGCGCCCAUUCAGCGGGAAACGAUCGGGAUAUGCAAACAGGAAUGCCGAUACCAAAGCAAAUAUAUUUGGAAUAAGUGAACCAAGUGGUAGACAAGAAGUUUCCAAAAGAGAUUUAGUGAAAACAAAUAGUAGUGGAAGUGUGAAAUCAAAUGGAAAGUACAAAACACCAAUUGCACCUCGAGGUUCUGAUGCAAUUACAAUACCAUCUGCUGGGAUCAUCUCACAAUCUGAAUUAGAAACAACUAAAAAGCUAGUUGGAUCAAGUGAGAAAACCAAAGUUGAACCAAAAGUGAUCACAGUCAAUGGUAAACUGUAUGUAGACAACCCCAGAAGACCAAGGUCCAGAAAAGCACCUGAUGGGGUGCCGAAAUUACAGUUGGGUGCACUUGCGGAUAGAGAUGACGAGUUGCAAAUUCCACGUGGUGACCAAAGCUGUAACUUGGCCACACCAGAUUCUCAAACCAGUGUAAGUUGGGGAACGCCGAUCAACAAUCAGUAUUAUAACAAUCAACAAGAGGAAACGAAUUACGAGGUUUGUGCGGAGAACGCAGAGGAAAGAAUGCUUUCUUCGUUACGACAAAAACCGAACGGAAUUCCAGAUCUCGACCUGCAACUCUCGCACAGUGGAAAUGAGCAGUUUAGAAAGGCGCUACGAGAAAGAAAUAAACGCGAAAAGCAAAACGAAAGCACUAAGUCUAAGGUAAAAUUGGACACGACGGAACCAUGGGCCGUUCAACCACAGAGAGACGCAGAGAUGUUGAUGAGAGUUGCUGAUGAAAAAGCAAGUAGUCUAAUACUAUAUGAAUUAGUUCACUUUGCUUACACGUUCAUAGCGAUGGAAACUGCGCACAAGGGCAAGUUUAUAGUACAUUACUGCGUUACACCACAUCACCAGUAUCUGUACGUUAGGACUAAGACUCAAUUGUUUCUUUUCGGCAAAACUUCGAGUAAACCCCGAAAAAAUGAAAUUAUUGAUGAGGCGCUUGUUGGUGACGAACUUAUGAGGGAAACUGUCACUAAUCCUCAGGCGAGAUCUCAAGCAUUCAAUAGCCCUACAGUUGGACCAAGAGAAAAACGACAUCAAGCGCUGUUUAAUAGGAAUCCUACGGCAACGACUACAGUCUCAGAGAACUUGCUUAGUCAACGAUUGAGGUUUUCAGCUCGUAUUCUAAGCAAGGAUGGUCAUGACGCUCAUCGAGAGUUGAAUGGUUUUUACUUUCCCGCUGAUAAUUCCCUGACUGUGUACGAGUUCAGGCAGUUUGGAAGCAGAUCGUCUGCUUUGCCCUUUAUUCAACGAGGGAAGUAUUACCACGCAAAAGGUAGAACAAAAGAUGAACCGUACUCAUACCAAGAUAUCUCAGUUGGCAAGGAUUUGGUAUUUGAGACAUCAGAGCAGUUGUCUUUACCAAACAAUUUGAAGCGCAAAACAUACGUUACCCUUCGUAUUACCGAUGUGGAUAUCGAUUCGAAACAAAAAAUAGCGUUCAAAGACACACAUACACCAAUAGGGGCUGUCUCGCCAUCACAUGAAUUACUACAAAGAACGACGACGAAAGAAGAUGCUAAGGAUAAAGAACUUAUCGCCGAAGUCAAAGCUUUAGUUCGUAGUCAGCUCAAGAAAAGAGGCGUAAAAACAAUGACAGGUCUUGGUAGACAUUUCCAAACUUUAGAUACGUCAGGAGAUGGUGCAUUGGACAAAGACGAGCUUAAGGAGGCACUGAAACAAUUUAAUAUCCAAAUACCUCCCGAGCGAUUCGAUGAGAUCUGGGAUAUCGUGGAUGCGAAUCAUGACGGGGCCUUGGACUAUGGAGAGUUCACCAGGAAUUUUAUUGGUGAAAUGAACGAGGGAAGAAAAUCACUUGUUUUAAAGGUGUUUAGGAAAAUGGACCCAAACAAACGUGGUGUGGUACCGUUAGUGAAUCUUGCAAAAUUUUACACUGCCAGACAACAUCCGCAUGUUAUAUCAGGCAAGGUAACUGAGGAUGAAGUUCGCAAGCAGUUGUUAAACACUUUCGACCAUUGUAAGAAAAAAGGAGAAGUUACAUAUGGGGAUUUUGAAGAUUAUUUUGAAGGCCUUAGUCUCACUAUCGAAGACGAUGAUGAAUUCAUAAUGAUAAUGAGAAACUGUUGGGCGAUCUGAAAUAACUGUUAUUAAAAUAUUAAUGUAUAUAUAGUAUUUCGCCGACUCGCCACGACACAAACGAGCCUUGAAGAAUAGACGUCAAAUUUUUAUUAUGAAAUACUGCAAAUUCGAAUUUUUAAGGGUAUAUGCCUUUUGGCCACACCUUGUACCAUAUAGUUAUAUUAACAUAAUUUUUGUACAAGAAAACUCUAAAACCUAGGCGCCGGUUGUAUAAACGGUGGUUGACUACGUUGUAACUACUUAAUAUGUUGUCAUGCAUGCAAGGCGUUUUAUACAACUGCCUCCUGAAGUUAAUAUACAUGAAAUACAGUAAUUUUUCUUAUACUUUGUUUUGUGUAAAAAUGUUCUUAUGUGUCCAUUAAACUUUUGGCCAAGAGUUUAAAUUUAGCCAGCCUGAAUGUCGUUUCAAGAGGCGUUUGUAACUGUCUACAGGGUGCAUGUCAAAAAUAAACUAGCUGUGGAAAUAUAAGCG
Dendronephthya gigantea is the source of this 3305-nucleotide messenger RNA. Its product is annotated as calcyphosin-2-like. The coding region runs from base 641 to 2830 and encodes 729 amino acids. Lineage: Eukaryota; Metazoa; Cnidaria; Anthozoa; Malacalcyonacea; Nephtheidae. The transcript has 19 exons. Gene Ontology annotation, molecular function: calcium ion binding. The record is from RefSeq and is a predicted model, not a curated record.